This is a messenger RNA of Parascedosporium putredinis, 1530 nucleotides long. Lineage: Eukaryota; Fungi; Ascomycota; Sordariomycetes; Microascales; Microascaceae. The record is from the annotation of a GenBank genome assembly.
AUGGUGCUCCUAUCACACACCGGUGAUUCUCCCGAUUCUAGGCAAAAGGCCGAUUCGACCUCUGCUCCCGAAAUCACCGUCGACCCCGGCAACAUGGUCCAUCUCGCCUCUCCCGGCCAUCACCAGCGAUGCCGCCAAUCGAGGCAGUGGCAGCGGAUCCUCAUUGAGGAUCCCCGGCCCAAGUCCCCUCUCCACCUCGUCGAGAAUUCAGACUCCUACACUACCAGCGUCUACGGCUCCCGCUUCGCCGGCGAGAAUCUUCCCAAGGUGGAGAUGCCCGAGACCGAGAUGCCUAAGGAGGUCGCCUACCGCCUGAUCAAGGACGAUCUGAGUCUUGAUGGAAGAAGAGGCCGAGAAGCUCAUGGCCGAGUCCUUUUCAAGAAUUUCAUCGACUACGAAGAGUACCCGCAGAGCGCCGAUAUCCAAAAUCGAUGCGUGUCCAUGAUUGGCCGUCUCUUCCACGCCCCCGUAGCUAGCGACGGCAGCGGCGCCGUUGGCACCUCGUGCGUUGGUUCCUCGGAGGCCAUCAUGCUUGCCGUGCUAGCCAUGAAAAAGCGAUGGAAGAACAGGCGCACCGCUGCUGGUCUUUCCAUCGACAAGCCCAACAUCAUCAUGUCGUCUGCCGUCCAAGUGUGCUGGGAAAAGGCAGCGAGAUAUUUCGAGUUGGAGGAGAAGCUGGUGUACUGCGCGCCGGACCGAUUCAUCAUCGAUCCCGAGCAGGCCGCUGACUUGGUGGAUGAAAACACGAUCGGAAUUUGUGUCAUCUUGGGCACUACGUACACUGGCGAGUACGAGGACGUCAGAGCCGUGAGCGAUAUCUUGGUCGAGAGAAAGCUGGAUGUUCCCAUCCACGUCGACGCCGCGAGCGGUGGCUUCGUCGCGCCCUUUAUCUCGCCCGAGCUCGAGUGGGACUUUCGCUGCGAAAAGGUGGUUUCCAUCAACGUCUCGGGCCACAAGUAUGGCCUCGUCUACCCCGGCGUAGGCUGGGUAUUAUGGCGCUCGCCCGAGUUCCUCCCCCAAGAGCUCGUCUUCAACAUCAACUACCUCGGCGCCGACCAAGCCUCCUUCACCCUCAACUUUUCCAAGGGCGCCUCCCAAGUUAUUGGCCAGUACUACCAGCUGAUUCGCCUCGGCAAACGCGAGCCUCCGCCAGGCCAACAACUUCAUCAUCAUGUCCAAACCCGCCGGCGAGGGCUGCCCCUCGUCGCCUUUCGCUUCAAGGACGAUCCCGAGCGCGAGUACGACGAGUUCACCCUCGCCCACCAGCUGCGCGUCCGCGGCUGGGUCGUGCCCGCUUACACCAUGGCGCCCCAUACGAACAAGAUGAAGAUGCUCCGCGUCGUCGUCAGGGAGGACUUUUCCAAGAGCCGCUGCGACAACUUGAUUGCCGAUAUCAAGCUGUCUAUUAAUUUCCUGGACAACCUCGACCGCGAGAGCAUCAAGAAGCACGAAGCCUAUGUUCUGAGGCACAAUACCGCGAGCGGUCGCGCUACGCACAACCCCCUGCCUACUCUACAAGUGCUCGGCUAA